AUGGAUGCAGACAAUUGUAGUAAUGCACUCAUUUUGUAUGAGGCUGCUAUAAGUGAAAUCGAACGACGUUUGAAUGAGUUAGACGCUUUACCAGGUAUUACGAGCGGCGACUCUAAUGAGAAAGCAAUUAUCAAGCGGUGUUUAUCCAAGGAAACAUUGCAAGCCUUGUAUCAGAGAUAUGAUACUUGUGAACUCAGUGUAGAUCAAUUGAGAAAGGGCAUUGAGAAAUUAAUUGAGCGUUUAGGUAGAAGUACUAAACGUAUCAAAUUAAAUGCUGUUGUUUGUAAUCAUGUUAACACUUCCAUACACACACCUGGUCUACACAACGUGUAUCUGCGAUUGCAAGAACGAGGUGUUAAACUGGCAGAUAAGAAUAUUGAAUCAGAUACCCUCAGUGAUAUAGGCUUGAUUAUUGGUGCUGAUUAUUAUAAUGCAUUUGUGUAUUGUCACGAUAAAUAUGAUGAUGUAUGUUUGCUUGGUAGCACCGCCGGUGCUGUUAUUUUUGGUCCUAUACCCAAUUGGGCUUGUAAUGUUAUCAGUGAUGAUGAAAAUGUAAGAUCUGUAAUAAGUACACAGAGUAUAGUUUGCUCGAGAGUCACUGCUUCUGUAAAUCCUCUUGAAGAUGAGGAUAUUUCUAGACUGUGGUCCUUAGAUACGAUCGGCAUCGGGAAGGAUGCGCGAUCCUAUAACGACCAAGCAGCGAUCGAACAUUUCAAUGAGACUAUUGUAAAGUUAGAAGAUAACUCCUUUGAUCCAGUUGAUGGCAUUAAUCAUUAUUUACCUCACCACCCAGUUUUCAAGGAAUCUGCUACGACUCCAAUUAGGAUAGUUUUCAAUGCAAGUAGUAAGGAGUCACACCAUGCAAAGUCCCUCAAUGAUUGUUUACAUGCGGGACCUAAUCUGGCGACGAAAUUGACAGAUAUGCUGCUGGAAUUUCGUCAGAACAAAUAUGCUGUAGUAGCAGACAUAAGUAAAGCUUUCCUUAGAAUAGGAAUUAAUGAAAAUCACAGAGAUUUCACAAGAUUCUUAUGGUUUGCUGAUAGAGAUUUUAAGCAUGUCAAGACUUUCAGAUUUAAGGUUUUAUUGUUUGGAGCUACUUGUUCACCUUUUCUGUUGAAUCAGACAUACAGUAUCAUUUGCAAAACUAUUCAGAUCCCAUCGCCAACUCAGUCAAGAAAGUCCUUUAUGAUGGAUAACUUUAUGAAAACUUAUGAGAAAUGUGAAGAUUUUAGAACUCGAGAGUAA
Macrobrachium nipponense is the source of this 1245-nucleotide messenger RNA. RefSeq lists its product as uncharacterized. Bases 1 to 1245 code for a protein of 414 amino acids. The record is from RefSeq and is a predicted model, not a curated record. The transcript is spliced from 4 exons. NCBI's taxonomy places the organism in Eukaryota, Metazoa, Arthropoda, Malacostraca, Decapoda, Palaemonidae.